AUGCUAUCCUUUGAGCUUCUAGAUGACUUGUUGCUCUCCAGCUCCUAUACCACCACCACCACCAUCACAGCACCUCCCAACGGGUGCCUGAAGAAUGGAGGAGAGAAUUUGGAGAAGGACCUUCUCUACUUGGCAGAAGACAUCCGCCCUGAAAUAAAAGAUGACAUAUAUGACCCCAGCUAUCAGGAUGCAGAGGGCCCCAGGCCCAAAACUGAGUUUGUCUGGAGAAACAUCAUCCUCAUGGGUCUGCUGCACCUGGGAGCCCUGUGUGGGAUCAUACUUGUUCCCACCUGCAAGUUCUACACUUGGCUCUGGGCAUAUUUCUGCUAUUGGGCCAGUAUAGAGGGCAUCACUGCAGGAGCUCAUCGCCUGUGGAGCCACCGAAGUUACAAAGCACGGCUGCCCCUGCGGCUCUUCCUGAUCAUUGCCAACACCAUGGCGUUCCAGAACGAUGUUUAUGAAUGGGCCCGAGAUCACCGCGUCCACCACAAGUUCUCAGAAACACAUGCCGACCCUCACAACUCCCGCCGCGGCUUCUUCUUCUCUCACGUGGGUUGGCUGCUGGUGCGCAAACACCCAGCUGUCAAAGAGAAGGGGGCGACCCUGGACCUAUCUGACCUAAAAGCUGAGAAGCUGGUGAUGUUUCAGAGGAGGUACUACAAGAUUGCUGUCCUGGUGAUGUGCUUCAUCGUGCCUACUCUAGUACCCUGGUUUUGUUGGAGUGAAACUUUUGUACACAGCUUGUAUGUUGCCACAUUCCUGCGAUAUGCUGUAGCGCUCAAUGCCACCUGGCUGGUGAACAGUGCUGCCCAUCUCUAUGGAUACCGCCCCUAUGACAAGAACAUUGAACCACGUGAGAGUCUCCUGGCUUCACUGGGAACUAUGGGUGACGGCUUCCACAACUACCACCACUCCUUUCCCUAUGACUACUCUGCCAGUGAGUACCGCUGGUACAUCAACUUUUCCACGUUCUUCAUUGACUGCAUGGCUGCCCUUGGUCUGGCUUAUGACCGGAAGAAAGUGUCCAAGGCUGCCAUCUUGGCCAGGGUUAAAAGAACUGGAGAUGGAAGCUACAAGAGUGGCUGA
Messenger RNA from Marmota flaviventris (yellow-bellied marmot), 1086 nucleotides. The record is from RefSeq and is a predicted model, not a curated record. Lineage: Eukaryota; Metazoa; Chordata; Mammalia; Rodentia; Sciuridae.